AUGGUCGGCGCCCAUGUCAAGGGCAACCUGCGCAUGGUCUUUCUCGACGGCGACGACCGCUUGCUGCGCCGCGACGGCGGCCUCGCCGCCCUCGAGCCCGAGGAGGUCCGCAUCGCCUGCGCCGAGCGCGGCGUCGACGUCCUCGGCAAGGGCGACGGCGAGCUGCGCCAGCGCCUGGGCGACUGGCUGCGUCUGACGGCCGACGAGGACCCCGCCGACAGGCGGAGGCGCAUGACGGUCCUGCUGACGACGAGGGUUGACAACUGGCCCACGACCAGCAACUUUGCGCUUCCCGAGUGGCAUCUCUAG
Molecule: messenger RNA, 309 nt
Organism: Verticillium dahliae VdLs.17
Lineage: Eukaryota; Fungi; Ascomycota; Sordariomycetes; Glomerellales; Plectosphaerellaceae
Exons: 3
Coding region: 1-309 (102 amino acids)
Molecular function (GO): ribosome binding
Source: RefSeq, a predicted model, not a curated record